CGGCUGCUCGGAGGUCCGGCCGCGGAAUCCUCAGAAUUCACCCUGGCCCUGCUCAGCUUGGAUGGUGUCGUCCUCUCCCCAACAGAGAAUGAUUUCGUCCUCCACGUCAAGGAGGAGCUGGACCGAUUCUUCCUGCAGAAGCAGCUGUCCAGGGUGCUUCUCUUCCCACCCCUUUCUAGUCGCCUCCGGUACUUGAUCCACCGAACAGCCGAGAAUUUCGAUUUCCUGAGCAGCUUCUCAGUUGGGGAGGGAUGGAAGAGGAGGACUGUCAUCUGUCAUCUGGAAAGCAGGUUACCGAAUUUGGAUAACUUCACUCCCUCCUGUUCGAUGCCCGGCCGCCAGGGCAAGGUCCGAAGGCCCCGGCCCAACUUAGCCCAGGAGCCAGCCACCGGAUCCCGGGGUCCACGGCCAGGCCGGAGGCAGCGGGGCCGCAAACCUGACCAGGCCCUGUAUGUGCCUCGGGCGCUACGCCACAAAGCUGAGCGGAGUUCAAACCUGUCCCCGCAAGGGGCAGAUAUCGGGGAUGGGGAUGGGGACAGGAACCCAGCUGGAGAAACCCCAGAAGAGCCCAAAGACAUUGGCAAUAAGGAGCAGGGCCCCGACCCUGAUCCCAGACGGCCCCACAUGGCAGUGCCCGGAGUGGCAGGAGAUGUCACAGACCAGAAUGAAAUGAGCCAAAAGGGUGAGCCUAAGCCGGACUCAGAGGAGCUGGAUCCCCCCGGCUCCAAGAGCCAGUCACAGGAGGGGGACUCCCAGGAGCCAAAGGAUCCAGUCAGCUCCAAUCUCCAGCCAUCCUCAGAGAUUAGGCGGCAGACUCCCCCUCCCAAGAGGGCGGAGGACGAAGGAGACUACAGCUGUUCAGAGGAUGAGUCUGUGGAGCUGAUACAGGAGAUCAUGGACAACCUGGUUGACAGAGAGGUUCACAUCAAGAAGAUUCACCUGGACAGCUGUUACCUGGAUGACGAGCAGUCUUUGGGAGAGAGCAGCUUCGGCCACGUGGUAGAAAUCUACGGGUUUGAGCCUUCCUUGAAGACGGAGGACCUCAUGGGAGUGUUCUCGGAAUUUCAGGAGAAGGGGUUCAAGAUCCAGUGGGUGGAUGACACCCAUGCUUUGGGCAUCUUUCCUUGCCUGGCAUCAGCCAAUGAAGCCCUGACCAGGGAUUUCUCAGCACUAAAGAUCCGUCCCCUCACUCAGGGAACCAAACAGUCCAAGCUCAAAGCCCUCCAGCGUCCAAAGCUCCUGCAUUUGGCCAAGGAGCGACCGCAGACCAACACGGCCGUGGCCCGGAGGCUCGUGGCCCGGGCCCUGGGCCUCCAGAAGAAAUACAGAGAACAGCUGAAGAGCGAGACCCCUGCCCAGUCUUGAGUCGCCCGCUUCCCACCGGAACACCCGAGGACCCGGACUCCAGGGCUCCGGGGGCCGGCCCCCGGAGACCACGCCCAAGGACCAGCCCUAGCCAACAGCCGUCACCAAAGGGCGCCAGCCCUGGGGCCCAGCCUGGUGGCCUUGACCAUGCUUUUAGAUGUUGAGAAGAAAAUUAAAAGCCGACUGGAUGAAA
Messenger RNA from Dromiciops gliroides (monito del monte), 1558 nucleotides. RefSeq names its product R3H domain and coiled-coil containing 1 (gene R3HCC1). Gene Ontology annotation, molecular function: nucleic acid binding. The record is from RefSeq and is a predicted model, not a curated record. The transcript is spliced from 8 exons. NCBI's taxonomy places the organism in Eukaryota, Metazoa, Chordata, Mammalia, Microbiotheria, Microbiotheriidae. The annotation marks the transcript as partial.